AUGAAGUUCCUCGACGUCCUUCUCGGUGCCGCAGCUGCCAGCUCGGCCCUGGCAGCGCCGACUUGCACAACCAAGACAAAGCGCGCGGGCAAGUUCAAGUUUGUCGGCGUCAACCAGUCCUGCGCCGAGUUUGGCCAGGACACGCUCCCGGGCCAGCUCAACAAGCACUACACCUGGCCGGCCAAGUCGAGCAUUGAUACACUCCUCGCCACCGGAAUGAACACCAUUCGCAUCCCGUUUAUGAUGGAGCGUCUUAUCCCCAACCAACUGACGGGAACCGUCAACGAAACGUACUCCGCGGGGCUUAUCGAUACCGUUUCCUACGUCACGAGCAAGGGAGCCUAUGCUGUCAUUGACCCCCAUAACUUCGGCCGGUACUACACGCAAGUCAUCACCGACGUCGAAGGCUUCAAGGCCUGGUGGACGACCACGGCCGGGCUGUUUGCCGACAACGACAAGGUCAUCUUCGACACCAACAACGAGUACCACGACAUGGACCAAUCGCUCGUUGUCAAUCUGAACCAGGCCGCCAUCGACGGCAUCCGGGCCGCCGGCGCCACCUCGCAGUACAUCUUUAUCGAGGGCAACUCGUGGACGGGCGCAUGGACCUGGGUCUCCUCGGGCAACGGCGAGUCCCUGCUGAACCUGUCGGACCCGGAGGGCGACGACAAGCUCAUCUACGAGAUGCACCAGUACCUGGACGAGGACGGGUCGGGCACGCACGAGCAGUGCGUCUCGGGCACCAUCGGCCGGGAGCGCCUCCAGGCGGCGACCGAGUGGCUCAAGGCCAACGGCAAGAAGGCCAUCCUGGGCGAGACGGCCGGCGGCGCCAACGACCAGUGCAUCUCGGCCCUGACCGGCAUGCUCUCCUUCAUGGAGGAGAACUCGGACGUCUGGCAGGGCUGGCUCUGGUGGGCUGCCGGUCCCUGGUGGGCCGACUACAUGUACUCGAUUGAGCCGCCGAGCGGUACCGCGUACACCAAGGUUUUGCCCAGCCUCCAGCCUUAUAUCUGA
Messenger RNA from Thermothelomyces thermophilus ATCC 42464, 1014 nucleotides. Its product is annotated as glycoside hydrolase family 5 protein. The transcript has 7 exons. Gene Ontology annotation, molecular function: hydrolase activity, hydrolyzing O-glycosyl compounds. Gene Ontology annotation, biological process: glucan catabolic process. Bases 1 to 1014 code for a protein of 337 amino acids. NCBI's taxonomy places the organism in Eukaryota, Fungi, Ascomycota, Sordariomycetes, Sordariales, Chaetomiaceae. The record is from RefSeq and is a predicted model, not a curated record.